UAGAAAGACGACACCAUGGGGAGCGGACUGUCAACAGACUCGCGAUCAACGGGUAAUUCCGGUUCACAAUCAAACCCAGGACUUCUGCUUCUUUCAGAUCUUGUGAAUAAACAAUAUCCGUUUGAAAAUCUCGUUUUCGAAGGAUGCGGGACCAAAGCAUUUGCUUACGUUGGAGCCAUUAAGGUCCUCGAAAAAAUUGAUGCUCUUUCUAAAAUCAAGCGAUUUGCUGGUGUCGGCACUGGUGCUGUUGUAGCUUGUCUGUUGGCUGCAGGCUUCGACUGCUGCGCUCUGCGAGACUCGCUCAAACAACACUUGGAAAAUGUACUUACUGCCAACCAGUGCAGCAAUAAGGGUCAAGUGAAUGAAUUACUUCAUAAGUUUGGUUGGAAUUCCGGCAAUAAAUUCCUUGAUUGGUUGGGGACUCUUCUGAAGGAGAAAUACGAAAACGCCGAUAUAACGUUCCAAGAGCUUUAUGAGAAAACCGGCAAGGAGUUGUGCAUCGUAGUUCUGAAUCUAAACCGAAUGCGAGAAGAGUACUUUCACUGCAAGACCACACCUACUACCGCUAUCCGUUGGGCAGUUCAAAUGUCCAUAAGUGUUCCUGGUCUUUUUCAACCCCUUACAUUCAACGCUGGAAAAUCGCGCAGAAACUAUUACUUAGAUGGUGGAAUUCUCUGCAAUUACCCCAUUCAUUGUUUUGAUGGUUGGUGGCUUUCAAUGGAACCCGGGGAAAAAGUCCCUCACAAAUAUCGACCAACUUCUGACUUGAAGACUUUGAUUCGAGAACGCUUCUCUAGAUACAACUCGAAAACCAUUGGAUUCGCACUGUUUGACGAUUACCACUACCAUGAUGAAGUGGACAUUGAAAUGAAACGGAGACUAGAUCAAACUAAAGCAGUGGUUCCUAUACCAGCGACCAAACUUGGCAGAAAAUACAAAGUUGAUAUAGAAAAUGAGAAUAAAUUGAAAGAAUUGUUUAAGACCUUUCCAGAAGCUACCAAAAAGCUUGAAACUGUUUUGGAGACAAUUAAAAAAGGUGAUGAUAAUCUAGUGUCGGUUGUUCGAUUAGUAAAGGAAUUUACUGGGAAGAAAUCUAAUUUCACUCAGUCUGACAUCGAAGCAUUGUUUGGGAUUGAAAAGAACAAAGACCAGUGUUCGAAACUACUGAAGAAUGCCAGUACCAAGGAGAUGAUCUCAACUAUUGACAUGCUGCAUCUUCUUGAUAAGACGAGCCGCUUUCUCUACAAUCCCAACAAGCGUACAUCAAGAACUGAAGUUAAGAGUAUAUUUUCAUUCUGGGGUGCAAUCAAUGGUGUUGCGCAUGCAAACAGUAAAUUAUUGAAAGAGAACUUGAUGCGUACCAUUGGUAUUUACACUGGUCAUGUUACUAGUGACGAUGUUCAACUUGAAGAAGAUGACGAAACUUACCUUUUUCAGCAAGGAUGGAACAGUACAGUAACUUUCUUGCGUCAACUACAGAAGCAAUAGUACCGCGUUAACUACAAAAUUGGCAACGACUAUACCUUAUCGAUCGGCUGCUCCCGGAACACGAAAUCGUCAAUUCUACUGUGUUGGAAUGUUAAUUUUUGCUCGCUUCUUGGCUGUUAUUGCUUUCGCAAAAUUGUUUUUGCUCGUUAGUUUACCUUUUUAUUGAAAUAAAACUUCUUAAUCGCUA
This is a messenger RNA of Octopus bimaculoides (California two-spot octopus), 1675 nucleotides long. RefSeq lists its product as uncharacterized. Gene Ontology annotation, biological process: lipid metabolic process. The record is from RefSeq and is a predicted model, not a curated record. NCBI's taxonomy places the organism in Eukaryota, Metazoa, Mollusca, Cephalopoda, Octopoda, Octopodidae.